AUGGCGGACCUCGCCGGAUCUCUCCUCGGAGAACAUCCUCGAGCGCCUUCCUCUCUCCGGCUACGUCCGCUUCUGGUGGCCGGUGGAUACCGUCCAAACGCCACGACGCCCGCCGCACUUCCAGGUCCCCUCCUCCGAUGCUCGAUCGUGCUCGUCUCCGUAGGAUCCCGUUACCAAGAAAUCCUCUCUUGCUACCAAGAAAUCGUCUCUUGCUACAGCCCCUUCGAGGACAAAAUCUUCACAUUUCCCGUCCCCUUCGAGGACCGAUCCUUCGGCGUCCCGGUCCCCUUCUGCGCCCUCUUUUUUCGUGGAUGGUUGCUGAGCUUCGAUUCCGUAAACCUCGUUCUGUGGAAUCCAGUCUCCGGCGACAAGAUCGAGCUCCCCCAGCUGAUCCAUGGGCGGGAUGCGCCCCGUUUCAGAGACGGCGUCGUCGCAAUCUCACCUCCGCCCCAUUACUUAGUUUCCAUCGCCCUCUACCCCACCGUCUUCUUGCUUCGCUGGUUCGACUCGGAUUGGGUCGAACUGAAUCUCCCCGAGGUAGCAGCCAGACGCGUGUCUGAAGCGGCGGUGUCCAUCAGUGGCAAGCAUUACCAUACUCUCUCAGCGUUAGAGCUGUAUCCAUGGGUCGGUUCUCAGGAUUUAUUAGUGGUUGAUGCUCUCGCUACGCCUCCUACUUUUCAAUUCUUUGAGAUGGAGCUCUUGAGACGGACGGCGGUAAAAACCCUGCACGGCAUUACUCAUUUGGUGGAGUUUGGUGAGGAGCCGUUACUUGUUAAGGAGAUCCUCGGAUACGGAACUAUUCCUGUUGGGUUUGAAGUGUAUAGAGCGGAUCUCGACAGGAAGAUGUGGGUGAAGGUGGAGAGCGUUGGUGAUAACAGAGUGAUCGUGAUUCAUUGGGUUCAGUCCGUUUCACUGCUAGCAGCUGAUAUUGGAGCUAGAGGGAACUGUAUUUAUUUCGCGACAGGGGAAAACAGUGGGCAAGGACCAUGGAAGGUGUUUGAUUUAGGUACCAGGAAGAUGACGGAUUUGCAGCUUCCAAGUGCUACGCAGUUUCGGAAUCUUGCUCAGCUGUUAUUUGUGCCCAGCUUAUGUUAGUCCUCGGAUUCAAGGCCUUUCCCGGGAUUCAUAAAUGUUGAUCUCAACGGUAGGGUUUCGUGCUGGGGUUUGAAUAUCUGUGGAGCAUUUAUUGUGAGAAAACUGUGCUUUCGCUUCUCCACUAUGAGAGUGGAGGAGCACAACUAAUGGUAUCGAGUGUAAAUCUAACUCUAUGUUUGUGGCUUGAGAACAACUUGUUCUUUCUAUAGCCUUUGAUACAUACUAGUGAUAUUAGCAUCCUAUCCUUUUCUUCUUCAUGUUAACAAUUCUAUAGCCUUUACACGGGUAAUAUAUCCUUGUGAUGUUUAAUCCGAAGUUUUUCUCUGGUCAGUGAAUAUGAACAACCGCUAUUAUUUUA
Asparagus officinalis (garden asparagus) is the source of this 1453-nucleotide messenger RNA. RefSeq lists its product as uncharacterized. The coding region runs from base 1 to 1095 and encodes 364 amino acids. The record is from RefSeq and is a predicted model, not a curated record. Lineage: Eukaryota; Viridiplantae; Streptophyta; Magnoliopsida; Asparagales; Asparagaceae. The transcript is spliced from 2 exons.